Messenger RNA from Abrus precatorius (Indian licorice), 3458 nucleotides. RefSeq lists its product as uncharacterized. Lineage: Eukaryota; Viridiplantae; Streptophyta; Magnoliopsida; Fabales; Fabaceae. Bases 89 to 3457 code for a protein of 1122 amino acids. The transcript has 24 exons. Gene Ontology annotation, biological process: regulation of exocytosis. Gene Ontology annotation, cellular component: cytoplasm; plasma membrane. The record is from RefSeq and is a predicted model, not a curated record. Gene Ontology annotation, molecular function: myosin II binding; syntaxin binding; GTPase activator activity.
AACAAGAAAAAUACUAAGCAUUGGAAUGAUCAAGUCCAACAAAGCAAAUUGUGAAAGACAACCUGCGCCAACAGCAACAUAGGCCACCAUGUUUGCGAAGAGGUUGUUGCACAAGGCUGUGCUGCACCAUUCCAAUCACAAGUUGCAGUAUGGUAGUUUGCAAGCAAGUGAGUUGAAUCCCAGAAUUGUGAUUCACUAUGGCAUUCCAUCUACUGCUGCACUUCUCGCCUUUGACCCCAUUCAGCGACUUUUGGCUAUUGGGACUUUGGAUGGGAGACUUAAGGUAAUUGGUGGUGAUAAUAUAGAAGGACUUCUGCUUUCUCCUAAGCAAUUGCCAUAUAAGUACUUGGAGUUCCUGCAAAACCAGGGGCAUUUGGUUGGUGUCUUAAAUGACAAUGAUAUCCAGGUUUGGAAUCUUGAGAACCGGAGCCUUGUUUGUUCUUUACAAUGGGAGUCCAAUAUUACUGCUUUUUCUGUAAUCAGCGGCUCACAUUUCAUUUAUGUUGGGGAUGAGCAUGGCUUAUUUUCUGUGAUAAAGUUUGAAGCUGAGGAAGGACAACUUUUGCAGUCAUCAUAUAAUUUGUCUGCAAAAUUUCUAAGGGAAGCUGCAGGCUUUCCAGAUUCUAGCAACCUGCCAAUUGUUGGAAUUCUUUUGCAACCUUUUUCUUCUGGGAACAGACUGUUGAUUGCAUUUGAGGAUGGGCUGCUAAUUCUUUGGGAUGUUUCUGAAGCUAAAAUUGUGUUCCUUGGUGGUGGGAGGGAUCUCCAAUUGAAGGAUGAAGAUGGUAAUUCUCCUACGGAAAUGGGUGCCAAUCUUCCAGAUGAUAUUAUAGAACAAAAUUUGGGAGACAAAGAGAUUAGUGCUCUUUGUUGGGCAUCUUCCACUGGGUCCAUUCUUGCUGUGGGAUACUUAGAUGGAGAUAUCCUUCUCUGGAACUUGUCAUCUGCAGCACCUUCUAAAGGUCAUCAGAUUUCUUCUAAAAAUGUUGUUAAGCUACAACUUUCAACUGCAGUAAGAAGACUACCGGUCAUUGUUUUACAAUGGUCCAACAGCUAUAAAUCCCAAAGUGAUUGUGCUGGACAGUUGUUUGUCUAUGGUGGUGAUGAAAUUGGGUCUGAAGAAGUUUUGACUGUUUUAACUCUUGAAUGGUCAUCUGGGAUGGAGUCAGUAAAAUGCAUUAGUCGUGCAGACCUUACACUUAAUGGCUCUUUUGCAGACUUGAUUUUGCUGCCAAGUCCUGGAGCAAUGGGAUUGAGCAGCAAAGAUGAACUUUUUGUAUUGACAAGCCCUGGACAGCUACAUUUCUAUGAUAAUGAUAGCUUGUCCACAUUAACAUCUCAGCAGAAGAGGACUCCAUCUGUGUCUGCUCUGGAGUUUCCAGUACUAGUACCAAUGGCUGAUCCAUCUCCGACUGUUGCAAAACUUAUCAGGUUGCCCAAUGAGUCAAAUUCAUCAAAAAUUCUAACUGAGGUAGCCUCAGUUCUGAGAACUGUCUCAAGACCUGGAUCAGCUACUCGUUCAAAUUGGCCCUUGACUGGGGGUGUUCCCAGUCAGUUGAGCACAGUUAAAGGUGCUGAGGUUAAGAGUGUUUAUUUUGUGGGUUAUUCUAAUGGCUCUGUCCUUGUAUGUGAUGCCACACAUCCAGUCUUAUCGUAUAUUUGCUAUGUAGAGGGAGAGGUGAAUGGUAUAAAAGUGGCUGGUUCUGAUGCUCAAGUGACAACAUUGGACUUCUGCCAUGUUUCCUUACUUUUCGCUAUGGGCAAUGAAUGUGGUCUUGUUCGCAUUUAUGACCUCAAAGAGCACUCUGGUGGGACAAAUUUCCAUUUUGUCACAGAAACAAAAAGUGAAGUCCAUGAUGCUCCACAAGGAAAAGGACCUCAUUGUAGUGCCGUCUUCUGUCUUCUGGAGUCUCCAGUACAAGCAUUAUCAUUUGCAAAUUCUGGAACAAAACUUGCUAUUGGAUUUUUAGGUGGUCAUGUUGCAGUGUGUAAUAUGACUUCAUUGUCAGUUUUGUUCUUGAUUGAUGGUGUACCAAGCUCUAGCUCUCCAAUUACUUCAAUGGUUUGGAAACAUGAAGCAUGUUUUCAAGAUGCUGUGAAUAGUUUAAAGCAAUCAGAAACACCAUCAGGCCACUCUCUUGAAGAAACACUAUUUGUCUUAUCCCGGGAUGGAAAAAUUAAUGUAGUUGAUGGUGAUAGUGGUAAAAUGAUCUCUAGUCGGGCAUUACACGUGAAGGAAUCAAGUGCAAUUUCAAUGUAUGUUAUAGAGGAUAGCAUCUCAACCUCUGAAGCAUCAAAUGACAAGCAGCAGGAAGAACCCUUGAAGAAUUCUGAUGAUGCUAGCCCAGAUGAGGAGGAAGAACCGUUAUCAACUAGGUUAAAUUCAUCUGAGGCUGAAAUUUCCUCCUCAGAAGCCUCACACUCUGGAGAUUUACGAUUGGAUCCACUUGUUCUACUAUGCUGUGAGAAUUCAUUGCGCUUGUUCUCUGCAAAAUCUAUUAUACAGGGAAAUAAGAAACCGAUCCGAAAAGUGAAACAUUCUAAAUCUUGCUAUUGGACUACAAUUUUUAAGAAAGAUGACAAUGUUUACGGGCUUCUAUCAUUGCUUCAGACUGGAACAUUUGAAAUCAGGUCUUUACCAGAUUUGGAAUUGGUCGCAGAAAGCUCUUUAUUGUCAAUUUUAAGAUGGAAUUAUAAAGUGAAUAUGAAUAAAACCAUGUGUUCUGAUGAUUAUGGACAGAUAGCGCUGGCUAAUGGUUCUGAAUUGGCAUUCAUCUCAUUACUAGCUGGCGAAAAUGAAUUCAGGAGUCUGGAGCAUUUGCCUUCUCUUCACGACAAAGUUCUUGCUGCCGCUGCCGACACUGCCUUUAGAUUCUCUUCAAAUCAGAAGAAAAAACAGGCCACUGUACCAGGGAUUCUAGGUGGUAUUGUAAAAGGAUUUAAAGGAGGAAAAGCUUCUCAAACUGAUUUGGCUAAAAUUCCAACCUCCAAUUUUGAUCAUUUGGAAGACAUUUUCUUUAAGCCCCUCUUGCCGGAUUCCGUUCCAACAGUGGCAGUCGCAGGUCAUAAAGAAGUGGAGCUUGAUAUAGAUGACAUUGAAAUAGAUGAUGAGCCAAUAAUUAAGCCUUCUACUUCAUCUUCUACUUCAUCUCCUGAUAUUAAAAACAAACAGAAAGAUAAGUUACGAGAUAGGGAGAAAUUAUUUGAAGGUGGAACCAAUAAUGAUGAUAUAAAGCCUAGAGUUAGAACACCUGAAGAAAUUAUGGCUACUUAUAGAAAAACGGGGGAUGCUUCUUCUGUUGCUGCCCAUGCAAGAAACAAGCUUAUGGAGAGGCAGGAAAAAUUGGAGAGAAUCAGCCAACGUACUGCAGAACUGCAAAGUGGAGCUGAAGAUUUUUCAUCAUUAGCGAAUGAGCUUGUCAAGACCAUGGAAAGGAGGAAAUGGUGGCAAAUAUAGU